Molecule: messenger RNA, 606 nt
Organism: Ixodes scapularis (black-legged tick)
Lineage: Eukaryota; Metazoa; Arthropoda; Arachnida; Ixodida; Ixodidae
Exons: 1
Coding region: 1-606 (201 amino acids)
Source: RefSeq, a predicted model, not a curated record
AUGUUGAAGGUGGACACAAACUACGACGAGGAGGUUGUCAACGUGGCGCGAAGCUCUCUCAUCACCUGUUUGGAAAAGAUGUACAGGGAAAAGUACUCCUUUAUGGGCAUGGUCUCGGUCCUGUCGACCUGCGAAGGUCUGGUGGACAGACUCAGGGUGAAGACCAUGGUCAGGGACGUAUUCUUUAGUCUCCUAUCUCAGGUGAUAUACAGGGCCAUGAACAUGGACCCCACUGUGGAAGGUUGUCGUCGCAUGCGGACUUACAGCUGUAGGGGGAACGUUGUCAUAGACACGCGCCUGUAUCCCUACGACAACAUCACCGAAACCACCGGCGUGGCGUACGUGUCGGAGGACGACCUCGAUUCCAGGUUCGCAAACAGGGUCGCCGUGAUUUACGCCGGCAAAUACGCGAGCGAUUACAAGCCCGUUCUAAUAAACACCUGCCUCAAGAAAAUUAAAGAGUUCAAGGUCGCAAACAAAAGCGGCGUCUCCAACCUACACAACGCCGACGGCAUCGGCGCGAACGAGCACACUGUGAGAAGCAUGGCCGAAAAGAGGCGGAGACGGCUCGCGGCCGUAGACAUGAACAACACCAUUGAUUUUUAA